Molecule: messenger RNA, 948 nt
Organism: Odobenus rosmarus divergens (Pacific walrus)
Lineage: Eukaryota; Metazoa; Chordata; Mammalia; Carnivora; Odobenidae
Gene: TAF1D
Product: TATA box binding protein (TBP)-associated factor, RNA polymerase I, D, 41kDa
Exons: 6
Coding region: 136-948 (270 amino acids)
Biological process (GO): regulation of DNA-templated transcription
Cellular component (GO): nucleus; RNA polymerase transcription factor SL1 complex; nucleoplasm
Source: RefSeq, a predicted model, not a curated record
CGAGGUUGUGGAGCUGUUUGUGUUGGCAUUUGUUCAGAGAAGCUACAUCACGUUUACCGAAUUGUCAGAACUCUUAAGCAAAUAAGUGGCGAAUAAAACAAUUUGGAGAAGGACUUGGGAGAAUAUGUAACUGGAAUGAAUUUUAACUCUAUAAUGGCAUCUAAUUCAGCUGUGGAAAUUGAAAAUGAGAGUGAUAACUCUUCUGGUAGCAGCUUAUUUAAAACUCAGUGUGUCCCUUACUCACCUAAACAGGGGCAAAGAAACCCUACUAGAAAGUUUGUUCAUUCACCUGAAGGUGUUCAGGCAAGGGAUUCAUCUAGUGACUCAUCUUUCGAACCAAGACCAUUGACUUUAAAAGCUAUUUUUGAAAGAUUCAAAAAAAAGAAACGUAAAAAGAGGAAAUAUAAACCAACAGGAAGACCAAGAGGAAGACCAAAAGGGAGAAAAAACACUAGACGUUCCCAAAUAAAUAAGAAACAAGUUCAAGAUAAAGGAUCUGGGUUCCCAUUUUUAGAAUCCGAGAAUGCAAGAAAACCAUUACCUUGGAGAAAAAUUUUAACCUUUGAGCAAGCAGUAGCAAGAGGAUUUUUCAACUACCUUGAAAAACUGAAGUAUGAAUACUACCUCAAGGAAUCCUUGAAACAAAUGAAUGUUGGUGAAGAUUUAGAAAAAGAAGAUUUUGACAGUCGUAGAUACAAAUACUUGGAUGAUGAUGGUUCUCUCUCUCCUAUUGAAGAAUCAGGAACAGAGGAUGAGGCUGCAACAAAUCUUGAACAUAAUGAUGAAUGUGAUAUCAAAUUGGUGGACAAUAAUGAUUUCAUAAUAAGUUCUGAAGUACCAAAGAUGAAGAAUGUGUAUUUAGAACAAGAAGAAUAUACUGAAGAAGCCGCUUUGUCUAAAAAGAGAGCGUCAAAGUCCAAAAACACUGGACAGGACAGAAUGGCCUGA